This is a messenger RNA of Chelonus insularis, 2308 nucleotides long. RefSeq names its product retinal homeobox protein Rx1-like. Lineage: Eukaryota; Metazoa; Arthropoda; Insecta; Hymenoptera; Braconidae. Gene Ontology annotation, biological process: positive regulation of transcription by RNA polymerase II. The transcript has 5 exons. The coding region runs from base 522 to 1367 and encodes 281 amino acids. Gene Ontology annotation, molecular function: RNA polymerase II cis-regulatory region sequence-specific DNA binding; DNA-binding transcription factor activity, RNA polymerase II-specific. The record is from RefSeq and is a predicted model, not a curated record.
GCUAGUAGUAGCUCGUACGACCUACAGAUCACCACGAAACCGAUCUGAGCAUUUUUCCACUCCAACUUGACGUGUUUAUUGUUACAAUAAACUGUUUACUAUCACGAUUUGUUGGAUUAUCAUCUGAACAACAUCAUUAUUAUUGUUUUAUCAACACGGUCAUCUACAGUAGUAAAUUAAUUAGAAAAUUAUGUGAAAUUAAUUUAAUUAUUGCGUUUAACUUAUUGGUAAUUAGCUUAGUAAUUAACUCAAUACCACAAGUGUGAUAAGAAAGCAAUGAAGAAGACAAUUAUGCAAAGACAUUAAUCAUUUUUAAAAAAAAAAACUUGACGUUUGUGAUGUGUUUAUCUUUCUCAUUAUGGUUUCAACGGUGUAUUUACAUUAUCAGUUUUGAUUAAUAUUUAAAUAUAAGCUGCAUUACUUAAAGUGUCAAAUAAAAAAUAUAUAUAAAUAUAUCAAUUAGACAAUAAAAAGUGGCUCCAUGCAAUCAAAGUGAUUAUUAUUUGGAGAAGAUUAUUGCGAUGGAGUCACAACCACUUUUAGAAACAUCAUCGCAAAGUAGCGAAGAGAUGGUUCUGCCAAAACCAACUAGCAGCAUUCCAAGACAUAGCAUCGAUUAUAUUUUACAACGUGCUGGACAAAAGAGAACACAUCAAGAGAGUGAGGAAACAACGAGGGACACACAAGAGAGUACUGGCGAAAAUAGCUGUAAUUCAACGGGCGGUGGAAGCGAUGAGGAUAUUAGUACUGCAUGCAGUGAUGAUACUAAUGCAUGUGGUAAGAAGAAGCACCGACGUAAUCGAACAACCUUCACAACUUAUCAGUUACACGAACUCGAACGAGCUUUUGAAAAGUCACAUUAUCCAGAUGUUUAUUCACGAGAGGAGCUUGCAAUGAAAGUGAAUUUACCAGAAGUUCGAGUUCAGGUAUGGUUUCAGAACAGAAGAGCCAAGUGGCGUAGACAGGAAAAAAUGGAAGCUGCUAGGCUCGGAAUUACGGAGUAUCAUCAUACUGCUGGCAUAAGGAAUGUUGGAAGUUCAGCACUAGGUCUUCCAGGCGAUCCAUGGUUAACACCACCAGGAUUAUUAACAGCACUCCCUGGAUUCCUAGCAGCACCUCACACCGGUUAUCCUAGUUACCUAACGUCUCCAAGACGACUACCAUCACCUCCAAAUGUGGCUUCUGUUGGAAAUGGGAUUCCAGGAGCACUGAAUGGAGGAAUUCCUGGAAUUACAACAGUGGGACAUUCACAGCCAUCACCAAGUCCUCCAGGUCAUGAUCCAAGGACUUCUAGUAUCCAAGCCUUAAGGAUGAGAGCUAAGGAACAUGUUGAGAGUAUCACCAAGAGUCUCCAGAUGGCAGGAUGAAGCUGCAAUGAUUAACUACAAGACUAGACUAACGUACCUCGAGAUUUUUAAAUGAUUAAUCGACUUUCUAGUCGAAUGCAGGGAAAUUAUCAGAACAAAUUAGAGUCAAGAUUCAUUUCCUUCCGUCGCUGUUACAAAGACUUUGUAUUGGAGGUUGCAAUGUGCAAUAAAAAGCGACGACUGGAGUCUAAGACUAAUUUGAAAGAAUUACUUUCUUAUGUCUUUGAAGAACUAAUAAAGACAGUGUAGGAAUAAAUAUAAAUAAAGACUAUUUGGUGAUAAUGCGCGAGUUUGAUGAUCAGAGUGUAUGCCACAAACUGAAACAAAAUUCAAUCGCUGCUAAUUAGAAGUAUCCAGUAUAAAUAAAAAAUAAAAAUUAAAAAAAAUAGAUAUAUAAAAUGAUAAAUUUAUAUGUAGAGCAUGGCUGAAAAUGAGGAUCAUCAAAUAAAUUGGUUGAAUCCAAAAUGUGCGAGUUUAUCUAGAAAAUUUUAGUCUAGACACACAAGACACACAACAAUCAAUUUAAAAAAACAAAAAAAAAAAGAAUAACCAAGAGAAAACAAAAGGUGAAUAACAUUCAUAUAAAUAAUAUUAUACAGUAUUAAUAAGUUGUAAGACAAAAAAAGUGGAUUGUGUAGCAAAAUAAACGAUGUUGUGCGUCGGGGACAUUGAAGAAGAGUAGAUACAAAAAUAAAAUAAAAAAUUAAUAAUUUUAUUUGUGUAAUUAAUAAUCCCCAGUGAGAAAAGGUUGAGUACUGCCGACAUACAUGAUGCUUUUUAAUCAACCUUUUGACGCGCAAUGAACUCCUAAAUAAAAUAAAUCGUUGGAAGGUAAUAUAUGUUUUUAUCAAAACCCUAAAAAUGAGAGAAGUCCCAACGUCGCUACCGAACGUCUAUUUGUAUAUAAUUUCUCGUGAUGAAAUAAAAAUUUGAUGUACAUA